GCUCUGGCUCAGAAAGAGAGGAUGAUGGCGGAAGACAAGCAUCCUAUUUGAGUUCACGAUUUUUUUUAACGUAUUCUAACCAGAAACGUAAAAACUCGAGCUAUUCUGUCGUUUUAAACCAAGAGGCAAUGGGAAACGAAGCCAGCCUCGAAGGCGGGGAAGGAGGCUCUGUGCUCGGUGUGGCGGGAGCUCCAGGAUCUGUUUCAGCAUCACCGGGCUCUGGACAGCAUAUCAAGCCCGUGAAUGGCGCUGCGGCCGGUGGUGGAGCUGCAAUGGGAACUGGGGCGGCGAUGAACAGGCUAGCUGGAGCACCUACAUCUCCAAAAACAGGCUAUGGCUCUAGUGGUGGUGUAGGGGUGGGUGUUGGCAUGGGUGGCAUGGGAGGAAUGCCAGGACGAGGAGAGACCUACAGACUGGCCACCCAUGAGAGCCCAAGACCAUCUCCAGCCCAUCAAUCUCAGAAUCUUACAGCAUCCCAGGGCAUGGGGACUGACCAAGGUCCUGGACAGCAUGCCUCCAGACGAAACCUCCAGGUGGACAUCAGCAGUGGUGGAAGUGUAGGGCGAUCAGGUCGAUCUCCGUCUGUGUCUCCUGAACGGGGCAGUGCUCCCAGCUCACCCUACUCAGUGCCCCAGAUAGCACCCAUGCCCAGCAGUAAACUCUGCCCAAUCUGCAACACCACAGAGCUGACCAGUCUUGACAGAGUGCCCAAUUUCAACAAGUGCACCCAGUGUCGCACCACUGUGUGCAACCAGUGUGGCUUCAACCCCAACCCACACCUCACAGAGGUCCAGGAGUGGUUGUGUCUGAACUGUCAGAUGCAGAGAGCCUUGGGAAUGGAUAUGACCACACCCCGUUCCAAGAGUCAGCAGCAGAUUCACUCUUCCUCCCAACAACCUAAAUCAGACCCUGUGAUACCUCCUCAUUCCCAGCCUUCAGCUCAGCCCAAACUGCAGACUCAACCCCAAACCCAGCUCCAUUCCAAAAUCCAAACACAGGCUCAAAGCCAGGCCUUACUGGGCCCUCAGAAAGAAAGUGAAACUACUGGUCCUUACCAGAAAGGACCUCAAAAAACAGGACUUUCAUGCCAACCCGGAUCUUCUCAAAUUCCACAUCAAGGAGCCCAGUCAGGGUCCCAAGGUCAGAAUGUUGAGUUUAAACAGAGAGGCCCAGGUGGAGCACCCCAAACUAGCUCGCGCAUUCCUCACCCUGGUGCUGUGCCAUUACCCGGUCUGGCAAAAGCACCCUCACAGCCAGACCUUGGUCGCGCAUCUCCAGUUCACCAUGUUGGGCGAUCAGAGCAUAUUCGAAGUGCUGGAAGUUCCCCAGCUCGCCGUCCAGCCUCAGUACAUGAGACCCCUCCUCAGGAUGGCUUGACAAAGCUAUUUGGUUUUGGAGCAUCAUUGCUGAACCAAGCAAGCACACUAAUCUCAGUUGAUCCCCUCCCUGGAGGAGGAGCCUCAGCACAACCUUCUCCUGCCCGACAACAAGGCACCCAAGGUACUAAAGUGAUCUUCAGCGAUGCUAAUGCUAAAGGUAUGACUGGAGCUCUUGGCUCAGAAAAACAAGGAACCAUGGGUCCACAUGUCCCUUCACAAAAACAGCCCCAGCAGCAGCAGCAGUCAGUGGCAUCACAUCAUCAAAAGGCAUCACAGUUGCCAGCUCACCAUCAAAAAUCAGCGCAGCAGCAGUCACCAGCACAUCAUCAAAUGGUACCACCACAGCAGCAAUCACCGGCACAUCAUCAAAAAGCUCAGCAGCAGCAAUCACCAUUGAAGCAGGUGCAGAAGUCCAAAGUCAGCUGCCCCUUGUGUAAGACUGAAAUUAAUAUAGGAUCCAGUGAGCCGCCCAACUACAACUCCUGCACCCAGUGUCACACGCAGGUCUGCAAUAUGUGUGGUUUCAAUCCAACACCUCAUCUUGUGGAGAAAAAAGAAUGGCUCUGUCUUAACUGUCAGACUCAAAGACUAAUGUCUGGUGGACUUGAUGACACCCCUCUUCAUGUUCCUUAUCCAUCUCCAAAACACCAACAAGUGGGCUCUCCCCGGCACCAGGCCAGUCAGCAACAUGUUCCACAGCCAACAUCUCAGAAAGUAUCAGCUAAUCAACAGGAAGGGCCCAAUGCGAUGUUGCGACAGCAGAAAACUCCAACAACUGAUGGAGCUGCUCCCGUUGCUGCAACUGUAGUCAAACUAGCAGGAGAUACAAAACCCCUCUCACAGUUCUCUUCAACUCCUACCACAUGUAAAGUUGUCGGUGAAUCACACAAGAAGGACCAGACUAUGCCAAAAGUGGUCAGUGAGCAAGAGCGUAUUUCUGGUGUCACUGAGGAACCUAAACCUACUUAUAAGAAAGGAACAUCAGAACCCAUUGUGACCACAACAGCAAAGGAUGAGAAAAGGGACUCUCAGCGAUCCAGAUACUAUGAGGAGACAAGCAAAACAAACAGCACCCAUGACCUCUCACGGAGUCCACAAAGCCUGAGUGACACAGGUUACUCCUCAGAUGGGAUAUCAAGCUCACACAGUGAAAUUACCGGCCUUAUUCAUGAAGAAGAAAUGAAAUUAAGUGAGAAGAGUAUGUCUGGGAAUCUUACACCACCAAGCCCCUCUGAGAUCACUAAACUGGAGAGCUCUAUGCGACCUCUACUAGAGUCAAAGGUAUUCUCUGAUGGAGAGAAAACUUGGGAAAAACAACGUGGUAGAGAACGGCACCACAGAGACACUGAGGACAGAAAGCACAGAUCCCAAACACUAUCAAUUAGUCAAGAUCAGUAUGACUCAGAUGAAGAUUUAGAGGACAUCUUGGAAGAAGAGGAGGACCCAACCGAUUGGGAGGCCAAACGAGAGCUCAGAACAGUAGCUACUGCUGGAGAGGCAAAGAAAAAGAAAAAGUCUGAACUUGCUGAUAUAACUGAUGAAGAGUUUAUGCGAAGGCAGAUCAUGGAGAUGAGCGCAGAUGAAGAAAAUGAGGAUGAAGAGGAUGAAGAAGAGCUGGAAGACGAGGAAGAAGAAGAGGAAGAUGAUGAAGGAUAUGGUUACCAAAAGUCAAAAAAAAUACAUAAGCACAUUAGUGACUCAGGGAAAGAAAAGCGCCGUCUCACUCACCAUUCAAGCAGCUUUGAAGAGGAAAGCAAAACUACCUGUGAAAUCUACAAGGGAUCAGCUGAGGAAGGAGAGGAGGACCUAAUUGGCUCACAAGGAGGCCUACGAAGAUUUAAGACCAUAGAACUGAACAACACCAACAGUUACAGCCGAGACAUGGAACUCAACAAUGAAAAUGACUUGAGUCUGGACAGAGAGCCAGAACUUGAAAUGGAAAGCCUAACAGGUUCCCCAGAGGAGCGAUCAAGGGGGGACUAUUCCUCCACUAUCCCUCCUACAACUUCCAGCUACAACUCAGGAACAUCUCCUACUUCCGUAUCCUCCAUGGAGGAUGACAGUGAUAGCAGUCCCAGCAGGAGACAACGUCUAGAAGAAGCUAAGCAACAGAGGAAAGCUAGACACCGGUCUCAUGGCCCCCUCCUGCCCACCAUAGAAGACUCCUCAGAGGAAGAUGAGCUGAGAGAGGAAGAGGAACUCCUGAGGGAGCAAGAAAAAAUGCGAGAAGUGGAGCAGCAAAGAAUCCGAAGUACCGCCAGAAAAACUAAACGAGAUAAGGAAGAGCUGAGGGCACAGAGAAGAAGGGAACGGUCCAAAACUCCUCCAAGCAACCUGUCCCCCAUUGAAGAUGCAUCCCCAACAGAGGAGCUGAGACAAGCUGCUGAAAUGGAGGAACUUCAUCGUUCUUCCUGCUCAGAGUACUCACCUUCAGUUGAUUCUGAGGCUGAAGGGUUUGAAAUGUCAUCUAAGCUCUACAAGUCUGGUAGUGAGUACAAUCUGCCUACAUUUAUGUUACUUUAUUCUCCUACUGAAAAGCCAGAGACUACCUGUUCUACGAUUACAACUACCUCCUCAAGUGGAAAGCCUCUAAAGAGUGCAGAGGAAGUUUAUGAAGAAAUGAUGAAGAAAGCAGAGAUGUUACAGAAACAACAAAAGCAGCAGCAGCAGUCCGCACAACUAUAUAGCACUAGUGCCUAUCCAGACGAUGAUAGAAGAAAUGAACAGCAUUAUGAUGAUGAAUAUGAUUAUAUUGACCAAGAAGAUACAAACUAUGAGAAUGAGGAGGCAAGUGAUAUUUAUGAGGAAAUACGUCAGACUUCACAAAACAUAGCCAAGCAGUUGGAUGAUCAAGUGGAAAUGGAUGUGUCUUAUGCAGAUAAACAGCUCCUUGACACUGGAUCAGCUUUUGCUAAACUCCUGGAGCAGAGCAAUGCCCUCCUGACGCCUGGCACAAGCCCUACACAACUCUCAGCCCCAGUAUCAUUUUCAGAAACUGGAACAGGAGGACGAAUACCUGAUGUGAGAGUAACUCAACACUUCUCCAAGGAUGGGCAUAAAGAUAGAAUUAGAAGUCAUGCUGGCAAAAAUGCCAUCAUACCCUCAGCUGCUGCCACUACUAUCACUGCAUAUGGAGUAUAUUCCAGGGAUGCUGUCCAUGUCUCACAAACCACUACCAGUCAAACAAUGACUUCCCAGCAGUCUACUCUUUAUGGCCGACAUACAAGCAGCUCCAUCACAAACUCCACUUCAAGUGUGUCCAACAAAAUUGCUGAAAUCACUCAAGCUUAUAAUCAACGGGAUGGAAGGAGACCCUCAGACAGAGGCCAAAUAAGAGAUAGUGCAACACAGCUAGAGUCUGUAUCUGAAUUGUGCUCUCAUAAUGUCCAUGUAUACUAUAAAGGGAGUCCUCCACUUUCUCCUGCUUCACCUCCACCUCAUAUACCAGCCCGAUCUCCUUCAAGGAAAACAGCUGAAUUUUCAACUCAGACUUUCAGUCCUACAGUGAUAGCACCCUCUGAAGGUUCUGGCCCUGCAUCUCCUAUUAUGGCACAGGCCACUCAGACUCCUCACAGAGCUAUCUCACCACGACUCUUUAGACAACAGUCCUCUCAGGAUGCCACUUUCAUGGUAAUAACAAUUGGAUCAGAGCCAACUAGCCCUUCAAAACCAGUUACAGUUAAUACUGCCACCUCUCCUUUAUCUUCUCCAACAAAGUUUAGCCAUCCCUCAUCAUUUGAUGCUUAUUCACCCCCUGUAAGUCCCCCUGACACACCACCACACCAGCAGUCACCUCUGCAUGGUUUCUACAGAACCCAUAAAGUUGAGAGGGUUAAUGUUGGUACAAGUAUGGUAACUGCUGCUAGCUCUUAUGCUCGUGGAUCACUUUCAAUGGAAAACAUUUCUCUAUGUCGUAUUUCCACAGUCCCUGGCACCUCAAGAGUUGAGCAAGGGCAGAAGCUACACAGUGCAAGUGUGACGGACCUAAGAACUGCUACCAAGUCAUCACCAUUUAUUAUAACAGAUCAGGGAAUGGACUUGACUUCCUUGGCCACAGAGUCAAGAAAAUAUGCAAGCAGUGCAGAAAGCAGCCCUAUACGCCAUUCUACAACUAUCCAGCCUCUGAUAAUGAAUUUGAAUGCUCAGGAACAGCCACAUGUUGUUGUUUCAACAGCAACAACAGUCAGUGUAACUGUCGCUGCCUCAAUGUUCAUAUCUCAACCCAAGCAUCCUAUGGUUUAUGGUGAUCCCCUUCAGAACAGAACAGACAUGAGCCAAGGCAUGGGAACCGUAGUAUGUCUUGUACAAAAUAAACAACCAUCAAUUGACCCAUCAAUACCAAAUAUCGAUGCCAAGCUGGAAGAUCUUAGUAUUCAACAACAGCAGUUACUUAAACAACAGCAGAAGCUUCAACAUCAACAACAGCUUUUAGAGCAGCAACUUCAGCAACACCAUCAACUUCAACAGCAUCAAGCUUCUACUUUUGCAAAGCUUAAUCUAUCCAGUCAAUUUCCACUAUCAAAGAAGGACCUAGUCGUCACCCAGACAAGCACUGCCCCUGUUGUCAGUGCAGUAUCACCAGCUUUUGCACCUGAGAUUUAUAACAUUGGCAGUUCUGUGGAAUUGAAGAGUAAAUCGCCUGUUCAGCCUCAAUUUAUGAUGGUUCAGAUGGACAGUACUACACAAGGAAAACCUCUGACCCAGUUAAUCAAAUCAGAGGAAAGCCAAGAUGCAAGGGAUCUAACUGGACAAAUCAAGAAAGAGAAUCAGGUUGCUUGCUGUGAUGUAGUUUAUAACUUGCCUUUUGGUGGUAGCUGUGUGGGAGGACCAUUCUCCCAAAAAACAAUGGCAGAUGAGAUAACAAAUGUAAGUGAGCCAUCAAGGCCCCCUUCUGCACCACCACAGCUAUAUGAACCAACAGCACCAAAGCAAGAUAAACACAUAUAUCAUGAUUUCACCUUGAAAUCAUACACACUCCCUUUCCCUGGCAAGUUACAACCAUCCUUGUCUGAGACCAACCUUGCAGAAGCAGGGCUCCAGUCCUACUCUUCUAAACCUGAUAUGCAAGCCUCCAUAGAAUCAAUGGAUUUAAACUCAGUUAAGCAUGGCUAUGAUGGAGGAUUUCUUGGAAUGGGACUUCAGUAUGGUUCCUACACAGAUCUUCGUCAGGGUGAUGUGAUAGCUCCAACUAUUCCUAUGCGCAGGUACAGUUCCCUGUCCAAUAUAAGUUCAGAUUAUGAUUACUCAUCCUGCAAUCUUUCGGGUUUGCCAGAGUCUAACCUUGCCCAGUAUAGUGCCACUACUGCUAAAGAGAUUAGUAGAAUGUGUGCAGCCCUCAAUUCAAUGGAAAGGUAUGGCAGCAACCCUGAUCUUUUGCAGUUAAUCCGAGGAGGUGGUCCACCAGGCAGAAUUAAUCUGCAGCAGAGUCUUAAACCCAGCUUUAUAUAUGGACCAGAUGGAAAGCCCUUUUCCCAAGCUCUUACCAGUCUCAUCAAUGCAAGACAAGCAAGUCUUAGAGCCAUGUUUCCAUCAGCGAUUAGAUCAGCUGAUGGUAUGAUCUAUUCAACUAUCAAUACACCCAUUGCAUCCACUGUGCCAAUAACAACCCAGCCAGCUUCUGUACUGCACCCAUUAUUAAGAGGUGUUUACAGACCAUACCUCACUCCAAAUAUGACACCAGUGCCUCUGGCCAGCCUCCAUAGAAUGCCUAUGGCCUCCAGGAUGCCUCUCACAGGACAGACACCUUACCGUUUUCCAACACCUACUAAUGUUCCUGUUACAACUUCUGCUACUGCAGAUGACUCACUUGCAAUCACCACAGAGCAGGAUGCACCUAUUUAUCUUGGAAAGUCUCCAGCAAGUUCUACAGGUAUUGGGACAACUACAGCACCAACCCAGCCUUCUGCUGUACAGAGUUGUCUAACGACAUCAAUGCCAACACAAACGGUUGCUCUAGCCAAUACAAGCCAAUCUCAGGAGCAGCCUCUGAACCUUUCUCAGUCCCAUCUUCAAACACAAGUUCCAUCCCAACCUCCAGUGCAGCUUUAUCCUCCCACUCACAUUCAACUUCCACAACAGUCUGUAUCAACACAGCAACCACCUCCUACACAAUCAACUGCAGCCACUGCUUCAACUCUGGGAACUCUUCCACAGGAAAAGGACAGAGAAGAAGAACAUCUCCAUCGUCAACAAGAAAAGUUAUUGCAAUUAGAGAGAGAGAGAAUAGAACUAGAAAAAUUGAGGCAGCUACGGCUACAAGAGGAGCUUGAGAGGGAGCGUGCAGAAUUGCAGCGGCACCGGGAAAAAGAGCAUAUUCUUGUGCAACGGGAAAUUCAGGAGUUGCAGAGCAUAAAACAACAGGUUUUACAGCAGCAACAAGCUGAGAGAGAAAGUCAGCUGGUUAUGCAGAGAGAGCAACUGGCUCAGCAAAAGCAGCAGCUUGACCAGAUACAGUCACUGCAGCAACAGCUUCAGCAGCAUCUUGAGGAACAAAAAAGACAAAAGACAACUAGUACUCAACUUAUAUGUGACCAAAGUGGCAGAAUUAUUCAGCCACAAGACGUGCCACAAGAUAUGCAACAUGGUGAUAUUCAGGUGCCUUCCAGGUCUUUGCCCAACUCUGUAUCAGAGAUGUGUUUGAGGAAUAAUGAGGGGCAAAUAGAUAAUAGGUCAAUGUGGAAACAAAGAUCAAUGCCUCGUUUACAGGAUGGUAUUGAGGGAGAGGUAACAAUGUUUUCCCUGCCCACUAGAAUUGUAGACAGCAGUGUACAAACAGAUGAUGAGGAUGAAGAAGAAAGAUAUCUAAUGUCCCGAAGAAGAAGGACUAGACGUAGUGUGGAUUGCAGUGUUCAGACAGAUGAUGAUGAAGAUAAGGCAGAAUGGGAGCAACCUGUCAGACGGAGACGUUCUCGCUUCUCCAGGCACUCUGAAUCAGGUGCUGAUACUAAAACUGAAACUUCAACUCUAACUGCCAAAGUUACAUCCUCUAGUAUUGCUAUACAGACCAUUCAGGAUUGCUCUUGCCAAACAGAAAUAGAUCAGCUAGGGAAAAUCUCUCCAGCAAUACAUGUCACUGUGUCAGAUCCUAACAAAGUUGAGAUUGUCCACUACAUAUCUGGUCCAGAGAGAACACAGAAGGGACAAAGCCUAGCUUGUCAGACUGACCCUGAGUCCCACUCUCAAGGUGUGGUAGUUCCACAAAUUAAUGUGGCCACCACUAUUAGUCCAUAUUCCAGCAGUGCACAAAUUGUGGGGUCAGCAGAUCCACUAUCCUCUCGUCAACAGAGUGUUUCAAAGUUUGAGAGACGUAAACCAGAUCCUUUGGACAUUGGCUACCAACAGCACCAUCUGCACAAUGAGUCACUGUCCAGUGUGAUUCGGCAACCACCCAAAUCCCCUCAGGUGCUGUAUUCUCCAGUAUCUCCUUCAUCACCACACCGCGUCAUAGAAACAUCCUUCUCCUCUAGCGAGAGGCUGAAUAAAGCCCAUGUUUCUCCACAGCAGAAGUCAUAUACAGCUGAGUCCCCACAGAGGCACCAGAGUUUACCCCGACCAAUGAAGAAUGUCCAGAGAUCCUUGUCAGAUCCCAAGCCCCUCAGUCCCACAACUGAUGAACAAACAAAGGCAAGGAUAUCCCUUUACCAGCAACAGGCACUUCAAAGUCAGUUGAUGGCACUCCAACAGAGCUCCCUCCUAAGGAAGGUUAAACGAACUCUGCCAAGCCCCCCACCUGAGGAAACUCAGCUGUCAAUGGUCACCCAUGCCCUGCCCCAGAUGUACGUGCCCUCUCUGCCCUCUCUGAAGGUGGGUUCUCGGCCAGGCCUAGCAGCCAAGGCCAGCCUUCUGAAGGAUCUGACUCAUGAACUAAAGGCUGUUGAGCAAGAAUCCACCAAACUACGAAAACAGCAGGCUGAGUUGGAAGAAGAAGAGAAAGAGAUUGAUGCCAAACUCCGAUACCUGGAGAUGGGCAUUACACAGAGAAAGGAAACUCUUGUUAAAGAGAGGGAGAGGAGGGAGUUAGCAUACCUGCGCUGUAUGGGUGACACACGAGACUACAUGUCAGAUUCUGAACUGAACAACCUUCGGUUGGCAGCUGCAGCCACAUCUGAGAAUAAUGGGCUUUUGACUAGACCAAGCACAGCACCACUCAGCCAAUUUACCAGUGAGCUAAACACUGCUGCACAGUUUCCCCCUACAUCAUCCUUUGUGUCCUACCAGUACCCUCAGAGCCAAUCAACAGCAACCACCCUACAUGCCUCCACUUUCCAAAGCACUGGAUUCAGCCAGCCUCCAUAUCCUACAGUCUCCCAGGCACAGGCUCUUCCACAGCCCACACCACUACAGACCAUACCCCAUCAUUCUACCCCAUCAUAUCAUGCUCAAGGGACGUUCCCCUCCCAGAGCUUCCCACCAAGCCAGCCACCCUAUCCAACAGAGCAUACAAUGCUACCUCCAACUGGAUUCCAGCCACCUCCUCAACCACCUGUGGGUCAAACUCCUUAUCCAACCCACACCACACCAUACCCGAGCCAGACCCCUCCCUACCCGGUCAGUCAGUCAAGUACAUACCAGCCACUGGCAGACAUACUAACUGUCCAUCAGAGGCCACGGCAAACAUCUUUGGCUGACCUUGAACACAAGAUGGCAACUAAUUAUGAAGUUAUAAGCAAUCCUGUUGUAGUAACAACCACUGCCCAAGAUUCUACAUAUAGUCAAUCUGGUUUGGUUGCGUCUUAUGGUCAAUACAGCACAGCCAUGGCAAGUACCUUUGGGCCAUACUCCACCUCAAGUUCAAGUACUUAUGGUGGGUACUCAACUACCACAGCAAGUUCUUAUGGGCCAUACACAACAACUUCAGCAAAUACUUAUGGUCUGUACACAACAACGACACCUAAUACCUAUGGACACACAACAACCACAGGCAGUUCCUAUGGACAAUAUACCAGUGUUGCCAACACAUAUGGACAGACAACACUUUCUGAUCAUAUGCACUCAGUGGACAGUCCCUCUACUUAUACUGGUGAUGGCCUAUACAGUUCUUCCAGCCUGGAGCAGAAUGUCCCUAGAAAUUAUGUAAUGAUUGAUGACAUAAGUGAGCUAACCAAAGAGGGCAUGGGCACCACUUCAGACCCACACCGCAGUGAGGGCUAUGGGCGCCAUGGGGGUGAUUCACUCCACACACGAGGGGGGAGCUCCUACGGCAGACCAGAGGACGAGCGUGAUGCAGAGAUGUACGACCAUCACCAUGGCAGGGGUAAGAGCACUGGCAGCUACCAAGCACGAGGGCGAGAUACGCAUGGCCGGGUAGUGGGCAGCAAUAGCAUGGGUGGGGGAUCCACAUAUUACUAUGAUGACUACAAACACUCAACAACCACAAGAGCUGCCCAGAGGCAUUCCUCAAAGACGCUGGCCCCAGUUGUCAUGUCUACCAAGAGGAACAAGCAUCGUAAGCAAGGCUUGGACCAGAAAAUCUCCAAGUUCUCUCCAAUUGAGGAAGCUCGUGAUGUGGAGGCUGAUCUGGCCUCAUACACCAUGAGCACCUCUACUACAAGUGGUUAUGGUACAGGUUCUCAUUCACGAAAACUCCAAGAUGAAAUCUAUGGACUGCGACAAACCAUGUAUGACCCACAUCGGGGCUACUAUGAUGAUGAUCAUUUCUAUGGCUAUGGCAGGUCCCGCUCAGCUGGUUAUGGCAUGAAUAAAAUUUCUCGGGAGACAGGCUACCGAAGCAGAUCCUAUGAACGGGACUACACAGAUCGGCCAUACAGAAGCAGCCGAAGUGGGGGGCGUCCAACAUUGCGCUCUCAGUACUCUGAAGAAGAGAGCCCACUCAGUCCUAUGGGGAAGUUUAUGGGCAGUAGGCAGGCCUGCUACGAUCCAUCAUACUCUUAUGGCUCAAGCCACUCUCUUCCUGAUGUACAGGACCAUAUUCGAGACCUACCACGGACCCAUGUCUACAAACCCGAUGAUAUGUACAUAAUAGACGAUAUGUAUUGCGCUGUGUCUGACAGUGAAGCAUACCAUCUUGGCCAAGAGGAGACCGACUGGUUUGAGAAGCCACGGGAUGUCCGUGGUUCCCGCCACUAUGGCAGCGGCCAUUCCUCUUCUGGGAGGCGUGGGCACGUCAAACACACAUAUCAUGAUUAUGAUGAACCUCCAGAGGAAGACCUUUGGCCACAAGAUGACUAUGGUCACUCCCGCCACACAUCUUCUCGAGAGCACCGUCACCAUAGUGGUGGAAGUUCUGGUAGACACUCUUCCUCCCGCCACACUGACGAGCCUCGUUCUUCUCGAUCAUCUCGCUCUUCAAAGGACCCAUCUGUACGGCAUGAGUCUCGUUCUAUGUCCUCUUCUUCAGCAAAGAGAGGUGACUCUCGCUCUCAGGGCUACCACUCCUCUGACUACUCCCGUGACCCUUCUGGGCACCACCAUGGCUCACGCACUGGGAAACAGUCUUCCCACCACCAAGGUUCUUCCAGUAGGAAGCAACAAGACAUGCAAGGCCACUUAUCAUCCUCUAGACAGAUGGGUUCAACUGGCUCAGGGCAAAGGGCUACAAGUGGACCCUCCAACUCAAGCAGGCAGUCUGGGUCCCAGCAGAUAGCUGAAGCACAGCAGGUCCAGCGAACACAGUUACAACAACAGGCACAGACAUCAGCAGCUAGGCCUGGACAGCAGACUCCUGCAGCAGGUGCUGGGCAGUCACAGCCUACACAAGUCCAGCAGCUCCAAGCCAAACCAGGCCAGACAAGUCCUGCAACACGGAUACCUGCUGCAGGAGUGCAACCAACACCUGUGACAGCCAAGCCUGAGCCUGUCACCGCUCCUGUUACUGCAAUUGGAGCGAAAGCAGCCACCCCUCAACCAGCCAAAGCAGCCCAGCCCCCACUCACAGGGAUAGGCUCCAAGGCAGCUCCAAGACCUGGUGGAAUAGGUAGUGCUGCAGCUGCUCAGCCUGGAAUGGAAGGAGAAAGUAUGUUGUCCAAGAUACUGCCUGGAGGUGCUGCAGAACAAGCUGGCAAACUGGGAGAAGCGAUAUCUGGUUUUGGAAAGAAGUUCACAUCUCUGUGGUGAAGCAGUACAAUUAAAGGGUGUCUUCACAAAAGAUGAAAGAUAUAAUAAGUCUUUGCACUGGAAAAACCUAUGAAGUUUCUCUUCUGUAUUUUAAUUUAUAAGAGCAGAUGAUAGAGAGAGAGAGGGAGAGAAGUAAUCUUGUUAUACUGCCAACCAGAACAGGAAUCACAAGACUUCAUUAACACUAGGUCUGGUUACUUGACCAAAGAGGCACUACACAGCUUUCCUCUGGCAAGCCACAGAGUAGAUGGACGUACAGAUGUGGCAUUUAAAAAUGCGCGCUUUUUCCCGCGGCAUGCCGCGAUUCCGCCCGCAGUGUGCCGCGAGAUCUAAUGAACUGGAAUGAGUUAUAAGGGCGUAGUAAACCAGUCUAUAGACUGGUCUGCUGGGAGAUGAAAACCAAAGCAAGGCUGCUUAAAAAUUGGAUUUACAAAAGCAUCCCUGUUUUGGAAAGCAAAUACAAUUAAAGAUUCUCCAGAUGUUUCCAGAAUUCCAGAUGCUCGACUGCAACUACUGGAGCCUGUAAUCUCCCUGAGGGCCCUGUGACAAAACAGCAUAAAACAAAGAAGACUACUGAACAUUAAAAGAGCAUCUCACUUUGCAUUGAUACAGGUUCUCAGAAGAAAAUAUUACAGUAAAGAAGUUUAAACACAACUGACCAUAUCCACUUGGUCACAGUGCAUUGCUUGCCAGGGUUUGUGAUUCCAUGUUCCUGUAGCUACUUUGAUAACAAAUUUGACUCCCCUCUCAUCUCAGGGAUGGUCAAAAAAUGAAUUUAAAGUAAAUGAGUCAAAACAACUUCAUAGGUUUUUCCUGUCCUGUUAAUGACUUUCUUUUUGUUCUAAUUUGAUAGCCUUUAAACAGAAAGAAUACAGAAAAAAAAAACAAAGGAAAAGAGUGACAACACAAAUGUCUAUGUCAUAUGCUCAGUUUUUAACUCUACAUUCCAGAAUGGAAAAAAAGUCAUUUUGUCCUCUGAAUGCAGACUGUUUUUUCUCUAUUCUCUUGCAAUGUGUUUAAGAAGUGUACAGUGGAGUACGAAUGCAUGUAACUUUAUAUUCAAGACCUUACACUGUUCACCAAUUUGAUGAGAGUGGGCCUAAGAUAGGAGGAUUCAGAAUAAUGAUGAAAGUUAAAGAAUGCAUGAAUUAAGAGAGAACAUAUAUUCCAGACAGAGGACUGAAAAAUUGUUUUUGAGGCUUUGACAAGUCAGGUCUUUUUUGUCAGUUAGCCACUGAAAAGCCAUUAGGUAACUAUCCCCAGUGUGGGCUUGGGGUCAGUCACAACUGUUCUACAGUGUCUGGGACUGUAAUAUUUCUGCUGAUUUUGUUGUGCAUUAAUAUUAUUGCCUAAUUUUCUUUCUUUUCAUGGAGAGAUAUCACCUUAACUACUGAUUUAAUGUUUUCAGAAAAUGUGGCAAGUUCUUUUACUCUAUAAUUUAAAUUUUUGCUUUUCAAAACAUUUGUAUAUAUGAUAAUUACAAGCCAAGAGGCUUGGGAUUUUAUUUAUAUUUAUGGAUUUAUUUUAUCUUGUGUUGUUUACAAUUUAUUUUUAUUUUUUUUAUUCACUGUUUUUAUGGUUUUAAUUAGCCUGUAACUGGAUUACAGUUUUUUUUCUUCUCUUUUUUCUAUUGGUUUAGAUGUAGAAAAAAGCAAUAGUGGAUGGCAGACACUCAGUCAAGAGCACAAUCAGAUGUUUAUACACUAGUGGUCAGGAGAGCAAUGUAUCUAUCUACCAAGCUGAAAUGUUUCCAAAACUACCGUCCCAUCCUUAUAUGGGCAAAAACCCAAAAGUGUCCAAAUCAAAUAUAAGCAAUAGUUUUGAAUAAUAACAAAUUAGCCAUCACUAUACUUGUGAUUAGAUUCAAGCAAUGUUAUGAUAAUGAGUUCCUGUAAACAAAAUGAGAAUGUUUAGGGAUUGAUCGUCAGAUAAGUGUUAUGGUCAAAAAAAGGACACUUGUGAAUAUCUUAGCUUAACCAAUCACCAUUACAUGAUUAAUAUUAAUUGAUGAGGUGCAUUUGAGGUAUAUCCCAAAUUGCAUCAUAAACAGUUUGCAGGGGUACAGAAUCCUGUAACAGAAGCUUCUCAGGUCAGAUCUUCCAGCAGAUCCUGUACUUGUGUUGGGUCAGGCUAGUAGUGGGCCUUUAGGUUUAGCAAGGAUGAGAGCAUGCUCCAGAAAAAAAGACUCAUCUUGAUAUAAAUAUACAUUACAAGUAUGAAUGAAUGAUUGUGGUUGCAUGUAUGUAUGCGUUUGGAUUGUGGUCACUUGAAAAAAGAAAAAUGGAACAAAAAAUUAGAACAUCAAGCAUAGGUGAUUUUGAGAGACAACCUUACAUUUCAAAUGUUCUAUGCAAUGCUUCUUAUCGGGGGAAAAGUUUUAGGAGAGACAUCAUUCAAUACCAGUCAUAGCAGAGAAAUAACAGAUAGCUUUUCCAACAAAAAUAACCAUAUACAUAUGGAGUUGACUUAUAAUGUGCUUAAAAGUACUUAUAAUGUAAGAGUUUAAUUGUUUUCUCUGUGUGGCAUGUUUAAGUCCCCUUUCAUGCAACUUUCAAGCGGUUGCCAUAUUGUGAGCCAUAAAGAGUCAUGGGUUAGAUCAAAAACUGCAUACUACUGUAUUAAAUAGUAUGGGGAAAAUAUCAACCCUCUAUUCUGACAUAUGAUAGUAUGCUGUUUUGUGUGUAGUCAAGCAUGGUGGUCCUGCACUUAUUUUCAUUAGCCAAUAUGACCAGUUCAUCAGUUGCUUAGCUGCCUGUUGAUGCACUUGUUAUAAAAAAAAAGACAUUAUUAAAAUAUAUGUAUUAAAAUAUAUUUAUGUAAUUGUCAGAAAAUCAUAAGGAGAGAACUAUAUAACAAUGCCAUUUCUUUAAUAUUAGUAAUUCCUUGCUAUGACUAUGGGGUCAUUUUAAAAACUUAAAAAAAUUAGAACAGGCUAUGGGAACAUUUGUGCAAUACUGAACCACAGCGAAAUGUAUUGAUGAAAUACUACAUACUACACCAAUUUUUGUUAUUUGAACAGCUGAAAAACAUGGAAUGAACAUCAUACUAUUCAUUAAUCACUGUAUUUCAUAGGUGUGUAUUACUUCAUAUUUUUUCCAAAAACAAAGCUAUUAUUUUAGUACCAAACAUAUUCAAAAUUUAUUAAACUACAGAAAUAGAAUCUAUUUAACACAUGCAAGAAUAUGAAAUAGGAAAUAUGUGUAUAAAUAUCCGACUUAUUAUUGCCAAUGACUUCACCUGGUGCCUGUAGGACAGCUGGGUUGAACCCCCACAAUUAAAAUAGAUAUAGAAAUAGAAAUGCACACAUGCACAAACACAUCACAAAUAAAUGUACAUAUACAUAUAUGUCUCUCUCUCUCUCUCUCUCUCUCUCUCUAUAUAUAUAUAUAUAUAUAUAUAUAUAUAUAUAUGUGUGUGUGUGUGUUUGUGCAUGUUUGCAUUUCUAUAUAUAUAAAAUGAUAUAUUAAAAUUUUUAUAAUAUAUAAAAUUUUUGUUUCUACUUUCUACUGUCAUUCACCUCAGGAAAGCACACAUGUAAAAGUGUCAGGGUGACAAAAGGGGACUUAAUAUGCAUCACUGUAAGGGCUCAUUUCCAAUACUGAGAAAGCCAUCUUGUUUUGUUUUGAGCCUAGAUUACUAGAGCUUUGGUGGUAAUGUUUAACAGGGAACACCAUAUCAUUCCCUUUUCUCAUUGUUUUUGACCGCAUAUAAAAAUUUCUAAAACCGUGUGUUUUACCAGGGUUUAAUUACCCUGGCCAUUUACACAUUAUUCUGUAUGUCACUGGUUUAAUUCAAACCUCAGCAUUUGUCCAGUAUUAGGUUGGACAAAUAGAUAUUAAAAUGUUAAAACUGGAAAAAACAAAAACAAAUAGCAUGUAUAGAAGUGAAGGUGAGAUGAAAAGCUUCAAACAAUCUUGUCAAUCAUUCAAAUAUCAGGGAAAAUGUAAUUUUAUUUAUUAAUUUUUUUAGACAUACUGAAGUAACAAGUGCAUAAGCCUUUAGCAGCAAUCCAUUAUCGUUCACCCCUCAGUUUCACUGGCAGCCAUUUCCAUUAAAAUAUGACACCUGAACAUAAUUAUAUCUUGCAUGCACAAACACAAACAUCCCCUAUGUGAAACAGGAAAAUGGUGUGUAAAACAACUGAAAGACCAAAUUUAUUAUUAUUUUAUUAUUAUUACAAUUAUUUAUUUAUUUCAGGUUUUUUUUUUUUUUUGCAAAUACCUAUUUUUUUUAAGGUCAAAGCAUCAGCUAUUACCAACAAAACAUCAAUCAAAACAGCAUUGUAUAAUGUGACUCAAGUGGAGGGUAAAAAAGAAAAGAUGUAUUCACAUUACUGGUUUGUGUAAAGUUUCUAUACAUGUUGUGUUUGUAUAUUGAAAAGAAAAAUAAAGAGACCCUGGCUUCCAUCUAAUUUUGGGUUUCAACAGGGGUAACUUGAAAGUUGUAAGUUAAAAUAUAAAAUUGCAAACAUAAUAAUAGCUGAGAGUGUUAGAAGGAUCAAAAUAAAAAAAAAUAAAAAAUAUAUAUAUAUGGUACAUUCACUGUUGUAAGUGCAAUGAGCUAUUAUCCAUGUUCCCAUUGUAAACCUUGUGUAUGUUUCAGUGUAAACCUGUAAACAGUUGUAGUUGGCUUGGUGCAUUAUGUCAUGCUAUGUGAUGAAUGAAAUAAUGACCCUACGUUACAUUUAAAUCAGGAAAAAAAGAAUAAAUAAGAAUUUGAAACACAAGUUACUGUGCUUUUUUUUUUUCAAGUAGUUCGAAAUGUCCUGUAGAUAUUCCCCAGAGUGACCACUGUGAAUGUUGCAUGGAUGUUCUUGGUUAAAUGUUAAAAGUUGUUAAAUGUAGAUGUUCUUGUUGCUCAAGGCAACAUUGUGGAAAGUCUCUUAAGCUCUAUUUAAACUUACAUUAUUUAUACAUAUAGUGAAUAAUUAUUUC
Messenger RNA from Hemibagrus wyckioides, 17386 nucleotides. RefSeq names its product bassoon presynaptic cytomatrix protein a (gene bsna). Gene Ontology annotation, cellular component: axon; GABA-ergic synapse; cytoskeleton of presynaptic active zone. The coding region runs from base 129 to 12452 and encodes 4107 amino acids. Gene Ontology annotation, molecular function: metal ion binding; structural constituent of presynaptic active zone. NCBI's taxonomy places the organism in Eukaryota, Metazoa, Chordata, Actinopteri, Siluriformes, Bagridae. Gene Ontology annotation, biological process: presynaptic active zone assembly; protein localization to synapse. The record is from RefSeq and is a predicted model, not a curated record. The transcript has 14 exons.